Messenger RNA from Spea bombifrons (plains spadefoot toad), 1110 nucleotides. RefSeq names its product nudix hydrolase 21 (gene NUDT21). NCBI's taxonomy places the organism in Eukaryota, Metazoa, Chordata, Amphibia, Anura, Pelobatidae. Gene Ontology annotation, molecular function: mRNA binding. Bases 151 to 834 code for a protein of 227 amino acids. Gene Ontology annotation, cellular component: mRNA cleavage factor complex. The transcript is spliced from 7 exons. The record is from RefSeq and is a predicted model, not a curated record.
GAAGGUUCCGGAUGUGACGACAUUCCUCUUCCUGGGAGCCAUUGUCCGUUCGUUUUGUGGUCCUGAAACCCAACUACAGAUUCCACGGAGCCGGUUAUUUGUGGGCUGCCAGGUUUCCGGAUACCCGCUGUUUGACUCCCGGCUCUUAGGAUGUCGGUGCUGCCUCCAAACCGCUCCCAGACCGGGUGGCCCCGCGGUGUAAACCAGUUCGGGAAUAAAUACCUGCAGCAAACCAAACCACUGACUCUGGAGAGGACCAUAAACCUAUAUCCUCUUACAAAUUACACGUUUGGCACGAAGGAGCCCCUGUACGAGAAGGACAGUUCGGUGGCUGCGCGCUUCCAGCGCAUGCGGGAGGAGUUUGAUAAGAUCGGGAUGAGACGGACGGUUGAGGGGGUUCUUAUUGUACACGAGCACAGACUACCCCAUGUUCUCUUAUUGCAGCUGGGUACCACCUUCUUCAAACUACCUGGGGGUGAGCUGAACCCUGGAGAGGAUGAGGUGGAAGGCUUGAAGCGUUUGAUGACAGAAAUCCUAGGCCGUCAGGAUGGAGUGCAGCAAGAUUGGGUCAUUGAUGACUGCAUUGGAAACUGGUGGAGGCCAAACUUUGAACCACCUCAGUAUCCAUACAUUCCAGCUCACAUUACGAAACCUAAGGAACACAAGAAGCUGUUUCUGGUGCAGUUGCAAGAAAAAGCGUUAUUUGCUGUCCCGAAGAACUACAAACUUGUCGCUGCUCCGCUGUUUGAACUAUACGACAAUGCCCCCGGUUACGGCCCGAUCAUUUCCAGCCUCCCGCAGCUCCUAAGCAGGUUCAACUUUAUUUACAACUGAGAACGUUCAGUCUCUGGAGCAGGACAUUGCAUGAAUGAAGCGGUCUCUGUGAGCACAGCUUUAUAAAGUGGGACAUCUGAAGUUGACAAAGAUGUUGGUUUUUCCUUUUUCUUUUUUUUUCCCCUCCCCCCCAAAAAAAAAAAUUUGUGACACCCGCUAUCAGAAUAGAAGGACUGUGCAGCAGCGGGGUGUUUAUAUAGUGUUUUUAUUUUUUUUAUUGUGUUCCAUUAUAUGUGUCACUCAAUUUUCUAACAAUUAAAACAGGAUUCUUUCCAA